This is a messenger RNA of Oncorhynchus masou masou (cherry salmon), 1591 nucleotides long. RefSeq names its product zinc finger and SCAN domain-containing protein 2-like. Bases 209 to 1579 code for a protein of 456 amino acids. The record is from RefSeq and is a predicted model, not a curated record. Lineage: Eukaryota; Metazoa; Chordata; Actinopteri; Salmoniformes; Salmonidae. The transcript has 2 exons.
UUCUUCAACAAGGACGACAGGCUACUGAUUAAACCACCUCGGUUGUUCGCUAGCAAACAUAAAACCGGUAAUAUUUAGACAGUUUGUGUGUGUAUUAACCUCGGUGUUUUAAACACACUGUCUGCGAAUUUACUAGUUACUUUAAUAUUUACGUUGUCAGCUAGCUAGCUGUUUUAGUUAGCACUAAGCUAGUCUAACGUUCCCGACCAUGAGUUCACUAUCCUACACCCCACCUGCUAAAGAAGAGGAGGACUGCUGGACGGAGAAAGAAGCUCCCGUGAAAGGGGAGAAGGAAGAGGAGGCUGUCACGGUUAAAAAGGAAGUAGAGGGUGAGGCUGUUACAGUGAAAGAGGAAGACGUUUCAGUGAAAGAGGUGGAUGUUACUGUUGAAGAAGAGGAAGACGCGUUCGGAGUGAAAGAGGAGGACGUUACAGUGAAAGAAGAGGAGGAUGCAGUUGAAAAAGUGAAAGAGGAGGAGGAUGAGAUUACUGUCACAGUUAUAGAGGUGGAAGAAGAGAAUAAUGGAGAUCUGAUUAACACCAUUGAGAAUGGAGAUCUGAUAAACACCAGAGAGAGACAAGACUCUCACUCUGACAGCGAAAAGCGUCUUUCAGAAGAACCAGAGACGUCCAAACCAGCAAGACGACGCCACUCUUCCCAAUGUGGAAAGAGUUUUACCAAGUUAGGGAGCCUUAAAAACCACGAGAUUACACACACAGGAGAAAAGCCCUACCAAUGUUCCCAGUGUGGAAAGAGUUUUACAAGGUUUUGGAACCUAAAAGAACAUGUGAGGACACACACAGGGGAAAAACCUCAUCACUGCUCCCAGUGUGGAAAGAGUUUUAUCCGGCUAAGCCACCUGAAAGAACACAAGAGAACGCACACAGGGGAGAAGUCUUAUUACUGCUCCCAAUGUGGGAAAGGUUUUAUCCAGUUAAGGAAACUGAAAAUGCAUGAAAUGACACAUACAGGGGAGAAGCCCUACCACUGCUCCCAGUGUGAAAAUAGAUAUGUUUCAUCGGGAGCCCUGAAAUCACAUAAGAGAACACACACAGGGGAGAAGCCAUACCUCUGUUCCCAGUGUGGCAAGAGUUUUAGCUGGCCAGGGCAACUGAAAGAGCACGAGAGGACACACACAGGAGUGAAGCCUUACUAUUGCUCCCUGUGUGGAAAGAGUUUUACCCAUUUAGGGAACUUAAAAAGGCAUAAAAGAUCACACGCUGUAGAGAAGCCGUAUCAAUGCUCCCAGUGUGAAAACAUGUUUUUAUCACAAUGGGACCUGAAAAAACAUGAGAGAACACACUCUGUAGAGAGGCCUUUCAAAUGCUCUCAGUGUGGAAAGAGAUUUAUCCAGCGUUGUCAUUUGAAAGCGCAUGAAAAAAUACACACAGGUGAAAAACCAUUGUGCUCUCAUUGUGGAAAGAGUUUUACCCAGUUAGGGAGCCUAAAAGAGCACGAGAGGACACACACUGGAGAGAAGCCAUACCACUGUUCCCGGUGUGGAAAGAGUUUUACCCGGUUAUGGUGCCUGAAAGCACAUGAGAGAAUGAAGAAGCUGUGUUCUGCCUUAAGUUUUUGACUGAGAAUUAGU